This is a messenger RNA of Zingiber officinale, 2603 nucleotides long. RefSeq names its product CBL-interacting protein kinase 19-like. The record is from RefSeq and is a predicted model, not a curated record. Gene Ontology annotation, molecular function: ATP binding; protein kinase activity. Lineage: Eukaryota; Viridiplantae; Streptophyta; Magnoliopsida; Zingiberales; Zingiberaceae. The coding region runs from base 156 to 1625 and encodes 489 amino acids. Gene Ontology annotation, biological process: signal transduction; protein phosphorylation. The transcript is spliced from 2 exons.
CGUCACGUCGCCCACCGACGCCCAAAUCUUAAUUUAUUUUGUUUCCAUAGACGAUCGCGAUUUGGAACAGCGAGCGAGCGAUUGGGCGCCCCCAAAUUUAAUUCUUGGAGGCCGAGAAUUGGAAAGAAGCGUAAUUGGAAUCCCUCCAAUCCCCAAUGGCGGAGCUGGCCGCAACGAAGGCGGCGGCCGAGCAGGAUGCGAAGGCCAAGAAAGGCGGCGGCGGAAGAGGCAAAGGGCUCCUUCUUGGGCGAUUCGAAGUCGGGAAGCUCCUCGGCGCCGGCACCUUUGCCAAGGUCUAUGUCGCCCGCAACGUGCGGACCGACGAGCUCGUCGCCAUCAAAGCCCUCGACAAGGAAGCCAUCCUCAAGGGAGGCCUCGUGCCUCACAUCAAGCGUGAGAUCUCCAUCCUCCGCCGCGUGCGCCACCCCUACAUCGUCGAGCUGUUCGAGGUCAUGGCUACGAAGACUAAGAUUUACUUCGUCAUGGAGUACGUCCGCGGCGGCGAGCUCUUCUCCCGGGUCUCCAAGGGCCGCCUCCUUGAGGACACCGCCCGACGCUACUUCCAGCAGCUCAUCUCCGCCGUGGCCUUUUGCCACGCCCGCGGUGUCUACCACCGCGAUCUAAAGCCAGAGAACCUCCUUUUGGACGAGAAAGGUGACCUAAAGGUCUCCGACUUUGGGCUUUCCGCAGUCGCCAGCCAGAUUCGAAGCGACGGCCUUUUCCACACCUUCUGCGGAACCCCGGCAUACGUCGCGCCCGAGGUCCUCUCCCAGCGAGGCUAUGACGGCGCCAAAGUUGACAUUUGGUCUUGCGGCGUCAUUCUCUUCGUGCUCAUGGCCGGCCAUCUACCCUUUUACGACCGAAGCGUCGUGGCCAUGUAUCGCAAGAUCUAUAAGGGCGUAUUCAGGUGUCCCCGAUGGUUCUCGCAGGAACUCAUCGACCUCCUACACCGUCUUCUCGAUGUUAAUCCCCAAACUCGGAUCACCAUCCCCGAGAUAAUGGAGAAUCCCUGGUUCAAGAAAGGGUUCCGCCACAUUCGAUUCUAUAUUGAAGACAAUGAGCUGCAUAGCAUAACUGAACCAGAAGAUGACCAAUUGCGGAAUGUUGAUGAACCUAGUCGGGCGGAUGAGCCAUACGAAUCGGGGUCUGAGUCGGACUGCUCAGUUGCUUCCUGUCCAGCUACUUUCUCGGACGAUCUUCGUGAGCCGCUAGGGCUGCCGAGGCCGCCGAGCCUUACAGCCUUUGAUAUCAUAUCGUUUUCCAAGGGGUUUGACCUCUCCGGACUGUUUGAAGAAACUGGGGAUAUGACCAGGUUUCUUUCCAAGGAGCCUACGUCCACUAUUUUAUCCAAGCUAGAGGAGAUUGCGAAAGCUGCAAACUUUAAGGUAAGGAUGAAGGAUUGCAGAAUCUUCUUGGAAGGAACAAGGGAGGGGGAGAAGGGCCCGUUGACGAUUGGUGUGGAGAUAUAUGAGCUAACCCCUUCAAUGGUGGUGGUUGAAGUGAAAAAGAAAGCUGGGGAUGGAAAGGAGUACGAAGAAUUCUGCAUCAAUGAGCUGAAGACUGGCUUGAAAGAUCUAGUCUAUGAGUCACCACCCGUCGCAAAAGCCAGUACCAGCACUGGAUAGGCAAAUGUUUCUAUGUUUUUUGAUGGCUGAGCAUCAGAACAUCUUCUGUAAUGUUGGUAGGCUUUUUGAUAGAAGAGUACAAGCUGAAUUGAUAGGAGAGGUGGGUUAUAAUUUAUCUUCUUUCUUUAUUCAUGGCAUGCGUAUUGAAUACAUGAACUCGUGCACUAAAAAAAUGUGGAAAUUCUUAUUUAGGCUUUGGAGUCCAAAUCUCUUGUGCUUGAGAGGCAGUUGCCAAGUCAGUGUCAUGUUUAUUAAUACAAAUUCUAGCUGGGAAUGGAUAUAAAGGAUAACAAUGUUGCUAUCUCAUCUUAGCAAAAAACAACAUUAUUGUUUCAGAUUACAAUGUUUUAUUCUGAUUGUGUUUAAUGUCUUGUUCUCUCUUUUUCUUUUUUUAUUUGUUCUGUAGGAUUCUUGAUCUGAAAGCACCACUAUUUGUUAUGCCAAAAUUUUACUGGAGCGCCACCGACAUCACUGGUUUCUGAUUGUUACUUGGCGUGCAAAGCUUGUGUAGAUAUUGCUAAUUGUUCUUCAAAAGUCAAAACAAUGAUAUUCAAACCCCUACCUCUCAUUUUAUCAACAGCUACAAUACAAUAGUUGAGGAUGGUACUCUUUAUUGUGCAAUCUUUUAUCUUUCAAUUUUUGCAUUUGGCUCGAAUUGGAAUAAGCAUGAUUAACUUGAUGAAUCUGCUUGAAUCAUGAAGCCAACAAAGAGGUAGGACUCCCCUGUCAAAGCAUUUGCUGCAUUAUGUUUAGAUUGCAAGAGAUUGUUUGCAAUUUUCUUCAUUCUCAUUGCUCGUGAAGGAGCAAAUAGUCAUCGAGUUAACCUUUUCUCUAUGAUCAAACAGUCCUCAUCCAUUUCCCGGAUAUUUGCAUGAUUCAUGUAUAUUAUGAUGUAGGUCUGUAUGUUUUUUUGUGCGUUUGUUUGUUUAGACCUAGUAUGUAGUAGUGCCCGGAGUCAUGUAUAUCUGCUUUGUUAUA